AUGUUCUUCGAUUCUCGACGCUUGGCUAGAAAUCGAUUUGAUCUACCGCCUGUUGAGUUCUUUGUGCAGAUGCCUGACGGGAUACGGAAGGUGAGUUAGGAAUACAUUAGAAAAAAAUUGCGGCCGCGUGCAAAACCGAUCCUUGACCUUUCACGUGAAGAUCAAUCACGCUACCACUGCGCUACUCAGAAAUUUUUUUGUACCGAGACAGAAUUUUUGAGCACAUUGUUCGAGUACUGUCUAUAUUUUGUGCAGGUGAUAACGUCAUGGCAUGCACAAAAUAUAGACAGUACUCGAACAAUGUGCUCAAAAAAUUCUGUUUCGGUACAAAAAAAAUUCUGAGUACGCGCGCUACACGGAAGUCGCCGCAUUUUUCGAAUUUAUUCUCGAUGUCGCUCCUCGCUCCAUUUCCAUUAUAAUGAAGGAUUUUGGGCGGACUAACAACAGAAAAAUAUAAAAAUAUAUACCAAUGACACUGAAAAAUAAUCAGAUUUCGGUUGUUUUGUCUCUAUUUGUUCGUCUCAUUUCAUCUCGUUUUUUGUAAUGAGCUAGAUUUCAAUUUCAGAAAGAAAAAGAAUAAAAAAAGAAUCCUUCGUCAUUUCAUUCUUACGCACUUUCUUUUUUCGCCCCCAAUUGUUCGUUUUCCUCCCGUGUUUUGCCCUUUUCUGCAUAUUUGAACACCAAAUAUAUUUUUCGCUUAAAUUUCAAGAAACGAAACGAAAUUGUUCAUAUCGAAAACAAAUUGGCUUCUAGUUUUUUAAUCCGUGACUUCUCUCAAAUUACUACUUUCGAUAUGACAUGUCUGUGUGAGAAAACUCUCAUGCAUAAACAAUUUGAACUCACUUAUUUUUCCUUGAGAAUUCUUAGAAAACUAGAAAAAUUGUUUUGAAAAAAAUUAUCCGCGGUUUUGUGCGUCCCAAGACCUGAGUUCUAAAUUGUGUGCGUCUUUGAAGGAAUACGGUAUUUUAUUUUAUUUUUUUUUGUGAAAAUUUCAAAAAAAAUUUUAUCCUGCAAAAUAUCUUGUGCAAAAAAGGCGCUAAGAAAAACAAGAAUCAAAGCAAAAUAAAACCUAAAAUUAUAUUAUUUGAUUUCCAAAAAGAAGUGUUCUCCGAGAUCUUUUUCUUCAUGUUUUUUCAUUUCUCAUCUCAAUUUUCCAGUUGUCCAUCUAUAAUUCAAGAAAACUUCUCCUAAUUCUUUUUAAGCGGGUCUGCGCUCAAAUUUCAAUGUUUUUGUUAUUUUUUCUUCAUCGAGAAAGAAAAAUUACCAUCCAUUUUUUCCUGCAUUGCCUCCUGCCUGUUCGUUUUUUGAGGGCUUGUUUUUUGUGUGUCUACUAAUUAGCCUCUCUUGAACAAAAAACAAACAAAAUCUAUUUGAUAUUUUUUGUGCUCUGCUCUGAAAUUUAAAACAUUUUCUACUUCGAACAUACAUUGAAUCCUAAUUAGUUUUUAGCUAAUCAAUUUGAAACUUUGAUAGAAAUUUUGUUGAAUUUCAAGGUCUGAAAAUCAGGUUUUGAAGUAAAUUGAUACUGGAAACGAUAAGAGAAUUUUAAGAAACUUUUCAAAAAAUUUUUUGAACUUCGAUUCCACAUGACCAAUUUUUCUCUUUGCUGAAUAAAAUAACAAAGUUUUUCCUAGUAUUUUUUAAUUAGUAUUCAAGUCCAUUCUGCAUCAUCUUUCAAGAAAACGGAAAAAACUAAAGGUCUAACUCAUUCAUCUAACAACUUUUCUUGCUCAUUUUCAUUUUGUCUUCAAUAAUUGAAAAAAAAGUUUCAUAGCUACUGUACAUUUAGCAAGUCAUCUGAAAACAAUUAAUUUUUUUGCUAACAAUAAAAGUUUCCCAAUUUUUUCAGAUGUUGGACACGUCAUCAAUCAACGAUACCGAUGCGCAGGUAAGCCAAAGAAUUUUCCAUAUUAAAACCGAAAAUCACUUUUCUCCUCCUCUCCGAAAUUCAGGAAUAAUUUAUCGCAACUAUGGGAAAAACAUUUGGGGGGUUCUUCGAAGAAAAAUAUAUUCGCAGAUACUUAUUUUUCUAGUUAUUUUUCGUUUCGUUUUCUUCUUCUUCUUGAUUGCUUUUUCAGAUAAAUGAAUACAUAUAAGUAAAUAACUGAAUUUGACAAGCCGUGCGGGUUUUUUGUGUUGUUGAUUGAUCAAACAUUUCGGGGAAAUUUGAGAAAAUAGAUUUUUGGAUUUUUGAUUCGCGAAUUUUAUUUUGAAAGUUAGAAACCAACUUCGCAGAAUUUUUUUUGAAGAAUUUCUGCAGCUCAAAAAAUUUCUACGUGGCUUUUUUGAAAAAAUAAUUUCAGCUAAAUAUUUAUUUUGUUAAAAUUUAUGAACAUUAAGAAAUCCACGUGGAUUUUUGGUUCCAAAUUUUUAAAAUAAAAAAUGCCACGUGGAUAAUUCCGCCCAAACUACCUACAACAAAGUUCUUAGAGUUUUUUUUUCUAAAAAUAAUUUUCUUGUCCCAAUGGGUGGAGUUUAGAGAAAGUGCGAAGUUCAAAAAAUAAUUGUGUGGGUUACCAAAAAUAUUAGUGUAUAUAAUAUCAGCUCCCCUAUUUUAUUUUCAUUUUAUUUCUUGAAUUUUCCCCACUUCCAAUCCAUUUUCCAGCUACAAAUGGAUCAACCCUCGCUUCGAACCAUGGUUCUCCAUAAUCUCAUGAUAAUCUUCCUCACACUUUUCGGAAAUAUUCUCCUGAUUUAUGUGAUUUUGCGAAACAACAAAGUUCUGCGUCGGAAACGUGUGACCCCAGUUCAAAUGUUGAUGUUGCACAUGUGCGCUGCGGAUAUCCUUUUUGCAUUGAUCACAAUGGUGCCGACGAUGGCUAUUACUUUGACGGUUCCCAAUUUUUAUGGUCCUAAUUGGUUGUGCAAGUUUACCAAGUUUUUGCAGGUUUGUUGGGGAUGGGGAUGGAGUAUAGAUAUUGCGGUUUUGAUACAGUUUUUAUUCUUAUCUAUAAUUCACAAAUUCCGUUACAGUAAUUUCAUAAAUUUUUUUCAGAAUUUUUCAAAAAAAAAAAAUCAUUGCAGAGGUAGUAGCAACAAUCAUACCAACAUCAAAUUUUGAAAUCACUUCCAGAGUUUAUGCUAUAUUUUUGAAACAGUGAAUUUUUGAGGUCAACGUUAUCUGGAUUCUAAUCUAGAGAAUUUUUAGAUUUUUCUUCAUUGAAGAAUUAAAAAAAAUUAGUUACAGUAAUCUCAUUAAGUUUUUUUUUUCAUAUCAAAUUUUGAAAAUUCCCUAACUCUUUAAUAUAUUUUUAAAACAGUGAAUUUUUUGGAAAUUUUUUAAAAAUCGUUUACAAACAUGCUUCGAAAGAAUUCAGCACCUUUUCUCCAACCCCAUUCAACAAUUGUCUAGAACAUAAAUAUUUUCCCAGGUCAUUCCAAUGUAUGCCUCUUCUUUCCUUCUCGUCGCAAUCAGUGCAGAUAGAUAUCAAGCAAUUUGUCGACCAUUAGCCUCAAUGAAAUCAUCCGCCUACAAUCGACCAGCCUUGUAUUCCGCGUUUGCCUGGACAAUGUCGAUUUUGUGCAGUACUCCACAAUUUUGGGUUUUCGAAAAAACACACGGAGAUUGUCAUGAGAACUAUACUAAUGAGUUUCAGGUGAGCUUGAACGUUCAGAUAAAUUUUGAUCUGAAACCAGCACAAGGUUGGGAAUCCUCUGAAUCUAGAAUUUUAGUACUCACAUCAAGUGAGAAUUUUUGGGAUACUUCUAGUUGCUAAAAAGCACUCUGAGCACAAGCUCAUCUUACAGUACCCCCUGUGAGCUCUAGCUUAAUCUAACAAGUUCUAAGUGCUCUCUGCUCUCGAUCAGAAAUCAAUACAGUAUCUAGUCCACUCCUCCGAAAUAACUUAUUUUUAUAUUUCUAUUAUUUAUAAUGACAAUAAUCGCUCGCCCUUUAUCCGAACAACAAUGUUUUGCACUUCCUUUUUUUUGUGUCUGCAAAAUUUUAUUUGAGGAAGAUUUUUUUCUGGAAGCAGAGGGGAUUAUAAAAAUUGAGUAGAAAUUCUUGAAAGGGAGCUAUGACGUGGCGAUUUUUAGCACUUUGAAGAAUUGGUGUUGUUAGAAUUUUUGAGCGGAGAAAAAACAUGACAUCACUAAUUGCGAAUUUUCGGGAGCCCUAGUUUCGGAGAAAACUUCUGAAAGACUACGCUAUGACGUGGCAAUUUAUAACAUUGAUGAAUCAAAUAAAAAAUUGAAUUGCAUGUUUUCAAAAUUUCAGCCAAAAAUAGUCUUGAAAAAAUAUGAUGUCACAUUUUUUGCAAAAAAAAUUGUUUUCAAUUUUUAUUUUUUUGGAAGAAGAAGAAGCUCUAAAUUUUUCGAGAUGACAAAUUAUUAUAUUAAUUUUGAGGAUCCACGGGGGUACUGUAGACAAGGUUUAAAGGGACAUUUUGAAAACCUGAGGAUAAAUGAAUUUUAUAAGGUUCCAGGAGGUACUGUAAGGACAUUGAAUAAAUCAGAGAAAAUCUGGUGUUUCCAGAAUUCUGUGAACCCUAAAACUACAGUAUCCUCAAAUUUUUUCAGUACGCUCUUUACGUGAUCGUCUUCAACAGUGUUGUCUGGCUUCUUCCCUCAGCAAUCGCCGGAUAUUUGUAUUUUUGUGUUUGUCAAGCAGUCUGGAAAAGCACAUCAUUCACCAGCUCACUAAGAAAUAAUCAGAUGUGAGUUGAAAAACAUAAAAAACUUUGUUCAAAAAAUUCUGAAGCUCAAAUAUUUUUUCCAGCAAGGAAACCAAAGUCGGCGAUUUCAAAUUGGCUGUAAACAACGGCGGAAUGCAAGCACAUCACAAAGGAGCAACAAUGCAAUGUGUCGAAUUGGAUCGAAGACGAGUUCAAACUGUCAAAUUGACGCUGUCAAUUGUCGCCUCCAAUUUCUUGCUCUGGGCGCCUUUUUGUAUCAUCUCGGUGUUUGAUGCACUUUGGCCUGGACAUUUGAGUGAGUUUGAGAACAUUUUACUGUUUAGAUCUGGUAAAUAUUUCAGAAAUAAACAAAAAUUUAAUAAAUUGAACAUUUUUAGAAAUAAAAAAACCAUUGUUUCACGAAAAUUAUGAAAAAAUUACAAGAUCAGGUAAAAUAAUCGAAGCGUGCUAAAUGGGAAAAAAUUCACUGUUUCAAAAAAUUUAUCAAUAAAAUUGAGAUUUUCUGAAAGCGAUUCCAUAAUUUUUUUGAAAGCGAUUCCACAAUAAUUUUCUGAAAUCAGAAUUUGAUUUUCAAUUUUAAAAAAUUAUUUUCUGUUUCAAAAUAAAAAUCCUAUCCUAUCCUAAAUUUCAAAAAAAAUCAAAAUUCUGAAGUUUGACCAAAAAAAAAUGGGUUCUCAAUUAUUCUGGUCAAAUUCAAGUUUCCUAAAUCAUUUUGCAAUAUUUUGCAGACCCAACCUUCGCCACCUACAUAAUGUUUUUCGGAAACCUGAACAGUUGCAUGAAUCCAUGGUUAUGGUUCCAUUUCAAUCGAAAACAACUUCGCCGCGCUCUUCCAUGCAUCAAAUCAUCCGAGCCUUUGAUUCCAUCGUUAGUUUAUUAUCCAAACUAUCAAACCACCGAUUCCAAUUGAUGUUCACCCUGUUUUUGUGUUUUUUUCUUCAUUUUUUAGUUGCUUCUCUAUCCCCCGCUUCUCUUUUUCUUUUUCCAUCGCUUUAUCUAUUUUUCGUGUCAAAAAAUACUCGGGUUUCUUUUUUUUGCAGUCGUCGUUGCGCUGCGGAUGGCGAUGCCGCGCAUACCGAAUUCACUGGAAUGAAUUCGGAAUCAAUGUAUUAA
Molecule: messenger RNA, 5747 nt
Organism: Caenorhabditis angaria
Lineage: Eukaryota; Metazoa; Nematoda; Chromadorea; Rhabditida; Rhabditidae
Source: the annotation of a GenBank genome assembly